AUGUCCUCCCUCAAACCACUCACCCUAUGGUCCCACGCUGGCGGCCCCAACCCCUGGAAAGUCGCCAUCAUCCUCAACGAACUCGACGUCCCUUACGAGAACAAAGUCCUUCACGACAACAAGAACAAGGAGAAGCCAUACACCGACCUGAACCCCAACGGCCGCUUGCCAACAAUUGAGGACUCCAACACCGGCGCCAAGAUCUGGGAAUCCCUCGCUAUCAUCCAGUACUUGGUCGACACCUACGACAAGGACAACAAAUUGUCCUAUGCGUCUGGCCCUGAGAAAUACGAGCAGCUGCAAUGGCUAGCAUUCCAAGCCUCCGGCCAAGGUCCGUACUUUGGGCAGGCGACGUGGUUUCAGGUGUUUCACCCGGAGAAGCUGCCGAGUGCGAUUGAGCGUUACCAGAAUGAGAUUGCUCGUGUUAACUGGGUGUUGGAUACGUAUUUGCAGGAUCAUGAGUACCUCGUUGGUGAUAAGGUCACCGUAGCGGAUUUGGCGUUCGUGACAUGGGCGAAUAUUGGUGCCCACAUGGAUGGAGGGAAGACCAAGGAAAAGAAUCUGACAAAGUAUGAUGCGUGGAUGGCGAAGCUGAAUGAGCGGCCGAGCGUGAAGAAGGCGUAUGCUGAUCAGGCGGAGGCUAAGGAGGGGAAGUGGAAGUGGAAGCCCUAG
This is a messenger RNA of Cyphellophora attinorum, 672 nucleotides long. Its product is annotated as Glutathione S-transferase 2. The transcript has a single exon. NCBI's taxonomy places the organism in Eukaryota, Fungi, Ascomycota, Eurotiomycetes, Chaetothyriales, Cyphellophoraceae. The coding region runs from base 1 to 672 and encodes 223 amino acids. The record is from RefSeq and is a predicted model, not a curated record.